GGGCGGGGACAAUUGAGAACGCUUCCCGCCGGCGCGCUUUCGGUUUUCAAUCAGGUCCGAUAGUGUUGUAUAUCAGGGGAGGGCGGCCCUCGCCCUGACAGAAGCUGUCUUCCCGGCUGUAGCGAUCAUGUCUGGCAGAGGAAAGGGCGGAAAAGGCCUCGGCAAAGGGGGCGCUAAGCGCCACCGCAAGGUCUUGAGAGAUAACAUCCAAGGCAUCACCAAGCCGGCGAUCCGGCGUCUAGCUCGGCGUGGGGGCGUUAAGCGGAUCUCUGGCCUGAUUUACGAGGAGACCCGCGGUGUGCUCAAGGUGUUCCUGGAGAACGUGAUUCGGGACGCGGUCACCUACACGGAGCACGCCAAGCGC
Molecule: messenger RNA, 364 nt
Organism: Cebus imitator (Panamanian white-faced capuchin)
Lineage: Eukaryota; Metazoa; Chordata; Mammalia; Primates; Cebidae
Product: histone H4 type VIII
Exons: 1
Biological process (GO): nucleosome assembly
Cellular component (GO): nucleosome
Molecular function (GO): DNA binding; structural constituent of chromatin; protein heterodimerization activity
Source: RefSeq, a predicted model, not a curated record